This is a messenger RNA of Knipowitschia caucasica, 1599 nucleotides long. Lineage: Eukaryota; Metazoa; Chordata; Actinopteri; Gobiiformes; Gobiidae. The record is from the annotation of a GenBank genome assembly.
AUGGAGCUACCCGCCGCGGGAGAUCACGUCUUUGCGGUGGAGAGCAUCGAGAAGAAACGCAGCAGAAAGGGGAGGGUUGAGUAUCUGGUCAAGUGGCGAGGCUGGUCUCCCAAAUACAACACUUGGGAGCCAGAAGAAAACAUUCUCGAUCCAAGACUCUUGGAUGCGUUCCAAGACAGGGAGCGACAGGAGCAGGGCUACCGCAAGAGAGGACCCAAGUCCAAGCAUGUCCUGGUCCAGGUCCCCUCGUUCGCCCGGAGAUCCAACAUUCUGGCCGACGUCCGCGAGGAGGAAGGCACCCGGAAGUCGAGCUCCCUCCCGAUGCAGUAUCAGCUAAACAGCAAAAAGCACCACCCGUAUCAGCCACAUUCCCAGGACCGCGACACCGACCAAUCGAACGGCAAGAAGUUCUACUACCAACUCAACAGCAAGAAGCACCACCACUACCAGCCGGACAUCACAAGUCACGAGACGGUUUUUGUUAAGCCCAAAGAAGUGAAAGUACCGGAUUUAUCCAGCAAUAAGGGGUACAACCUUCCCCCCGUCCUGCAGCAGAAAUGGGUGAGGGAUAAGGACUCGGGCUGUUUGACGAAAAUAAAGGAUAUUACGAUGGAGUUAAAGAAUCUUCCCGCUGAUUUGAACGGACAUAAAAUGGACCCUGAAACGGCGAAACCAAAAGAGGACGUCGUGACGCAAAGCAACGACGUCCGCAGCGGGAAGCUAAAAAUAGUGAAGAAUAAAAACAAAAACGGAAGGAUUGUGAUUGUGAUGAGCAAGUACAUGGAGAAUAAUCUGAAAUCGGACAAAAUCAAAAGCGACUCGGAGAAGCAGGUGCCGGACAGCAGCACCGAGGACCACAUGGAGAAAAUGAAACUGGUGAAAAAGCUCGGACUCAUGAACGGAUUUACAAAAUUACCCAAAGACAAAUCAUUGCCUUCGGGCCCUGACAGCGGGGAAUGCCUCAAAGAGCGAAAAGAGAUUUCUAAAGCCGAGCCAACUGUGACGGCAGACCAGGACAAACAUGUUGGGGUCAAUGGUCGCGGGCAGAUUCUGGCGGAUGAGGCUGCGGAGUUGACAACCACAACUAAUCUGGUCUCCUCGCCUUCAGACGCAGAGGAGAAGCAAGUUAGCCAAAGCGCACCGUCGACGUUAAAAAGACACGCUGUGGAGUUCGAGCAAAGCGGGCCGAGAAAGAGAUUUUUGAGGACAUUUAACCCUUCUCGGACUCCAUCUCCGCAGAUAACUCAAAGCGUUCCCGACUGUCAACAAGUAUUACCUGACUGCGGUUACCAAGACGAGCCCAUGGACUUGAGUAUGGACAAGUCUAAAGUCUCGACCGUGGAUCCCCCAGAGGCAGUAGGGUCCACCCAAGUCGAGCAGCCGCUGCCGCCCCCGGCAGAGGUGGAAACCCAAGACCAAAGCAGCGUCACACAAGUCACACAACAAACGGAGAAUGUCAGGCCUUUGUCUCAGAGUGACCACAGCCAGAGGAAAGACGUGCACUUUCCCUGCUUCCAGCCCCUUCUCGGGAACAUCGUGAUCACGGACAUCACCACCAACUGCCUCACCGUCACCUUUAAGGAGUACGUGACGGCGUAG